Messenger RNA from Monopterus albus (swamp eel), 497 nucleotides. Its product is annotated as cysteine-rich venom protein-like. The annotation marks the transcript as partial. NCBI's taxonomy places the organism in Eukaryota, Metazoa, Chordata, Actinopteri, Synbranchiformes, Synbranchidae. The transcript has 6 exons. The record is from RefSeq and is a predicted model, not a curated record.
AUGACUCUGUACACCUUCACCUUCCUGUGUGCUUUCAGCGUCCUCGCUGCUCUUCAGGUGCCUGGCACCUUGGCUGGACCGUUCAUUGUGAACAAGGUAGCCGGCGUCAUCUCUCCUGCUGACCAGGAUGAGAUUGUGAAGUUGCAUAAUGACCUGAGAAUAACUGCUCAGCCUACUGCCGGCAAAUUGGUGAAAAUGAAAUGGGAUGCCGAGGUUGCAGCCAAAGCUCAGGAAUGGGCCGACACCUGCUCCAUGGAACACAGCCCUGAGAGCAGCAGAAUGAUCGGCACUGCUAGCUAUGGAGAGAACCUGUUCAAGUCCAACUCUAAGGUCACCUGGAGAAAUGUCAUCAGUUCCUGGUCUGGUCAGGGGCCGAGCACAAUACCAGGCACUGCCAUUGGAAAAGCAAACGGAGACCUCAGCCAGGUUGGCUGUGGCAUGUCCUACUGUCCCAACGCUGAAUACAAGUUCUUCUAUGUCUGCCUGCACUGGGCAUU